CUCCCUUUCCGUCAGCCUUUCGCUCUGGCACGCCUCGUUCCCUUCGGUAUUACUCACGGCGGGAAGUUGCCGCUGCCGUCUUCUUUUCGGACAUCACCGCGUGUUUGAAAGCUCAGCUCGCGGCAGCCCCCUUCCCCUUCCCCACCAACGGCCGCCGUCGCUGUCCCUUCUCGUUGUGGAUCUGUGCACAAGGCGGGCGUGUGUGCGAUGGACGGAGAGGAUCUGACGAGCUGCUUUCUGCUGGUAUUGUUAACGGCCCCUCUACCAUGAGCAAUUCUACUUCGGCUGCAGCUAAUGGAAACAACACAAAAAAAUUUAAAGGAGACGGAUCUCCCAAUCCUCCUUCUCGUGUUCUUCAUAUUCGUAAAAUUCCAAAUGAUGUUUCAGAAACAGAGGUCCUUUCACUAGGUAUACCAUUUGGCAAAGUUACUAAUCUGUUGAUGCUGAAAAGCAAAAGUCAGGCUUUCCUUGAAAUGGCUUCAGAAGAAGCAGCCGUUACUAUGGUGAACUAUUACACUACAGUCACUCCACACCUCCGCAAUCAGCCCAUAUACAUCCAGUAUUCCAACCACCGGGAAUUGAAGACGGACAACUUGCCCAACCAAGCUCGCACUCAAGCUGCUCUGCAGGCAUUAAAUGCAGUGCAUACCAGUAAUAUGUCGAUGGUGGGCAGCACAGUUAAUGACGGGGCACUGCUUGCAGGCCAAAGUUCUGUCUUGCGCAUCAUUGUGGAGAACCUUUUUUAUCCUGUUACUCUGGAAGUCUUGCAUCAGAUCUUUACAAAGUAUGGGACUGUGCUGAAAAUAAUCACUUUCACAAAGAAUAAUCAAUUCCAGGCGCUCCUUCAGUAUGCUGAUCCAAUGCAUGCACAUCAUGCUAAGCUGGCAUUAGAUGGGCAAAAUAUCUACAAUGCCUGCUGUACUUUGCGUAUCGAAUUCUCAAAAUUGACCAGCCUUAAUGUUAAAUACAACAAUGACAAAAGCAGAGACUUUACACGCCUUGAUCUUCCUUCCGGCGACGGCCAGCCCACUGUUGACCCUCCUGUGGCCGCCGCUUUUGGUAAGGAAACUUCACUUCUAGGUGCACCAGGUAUCAUCUCCAGUCCCUAUGGCGCUGGUGGAUUUGGGCCUGCUGUUGGCUUCCCUCAAGCUGCAGGCCUUUCUGUUCAAGGAAUCCCAGGAGGACUUGGACAUCUUGGCCUUCCACAAGCUGCAGUAGGAGGUCGUCUAGCGAUGCAUGGAAUGGGCCCAGCAGUAAAUUCAGUCUUACUGGUCAGCAACCUAAACCCUGAGAAGGUUUCACCUCACUGGCUGUUCAUUCUCUUUGGAGUUUAUGGUGAUGUGCAUCGUGUGAAGAUACUGUUCAAUAAAAAAGAAAAUGCCUUAAUACAGAUGGCAGAUGCAAACCAAGCUCAGCUAGCCAUGAGCCACCUUAACGGCCAAAAAGUGCAUGGCCGAGUUUUGCGUGUGACAUUGUCAAAGCACCAGAUGGUCCAACUUCCUCGGGAAGGACAAGAAGAUCAGGGUCUGACAAAGGAUUACAGCAAUUCUCCACUUCAUCGCUUCAAGAAACCAGGAUCUAAGAACUUUCAGAAUAUUUUCCCUCCAUCAUCCACCCUACAUCUCUCAAACAUUCCACCUUCAAUCACAGACGAGGAUCUGAAGAACCUUUUUGAAAGUGCUGGAUUCUCAGUGAAAGCCUUCAAGUUUUUUCUGAAAGACCGUAAGAUGGCUCUUAUCCAGUUAGACAGUCUUGAAGAAGCAAUCCAGGCCCUCAUUGACCUUCAUAAUCAUGACCUUGGAGAAAAUCACCAUCUCAGAGUGUCCUUUUCUAAAUCCACAAUUUAAUAAUUCUUUUCAGUAUAGACUGGGGACCACACAAGUGGUAAGAUAGCAUUCAGACAGAGACUGAAAACCAAUGACCAACCAUGCCUGCAAGAGAUGUUUAGAUUAAUGAUUUAAGUGGGACACACAAAGUGGAGUUUCUCAUCUUGAGUGACUUUCCUUUUAUCUAUCUGUUGACUUCAAUUGAUACCAGUUUUCUUUAUUUUUUCCAUAAGUGCAGGUUUGUUGCAAGCAAUCAGCAGCCAUACAUGUUUAUUCACCUGUUAGUGGCUGGUUUAGUGAUUGAGAAUUUUUUUUCCAAAAGUUUACAAUCUUGGGAAAGGGGAAAAAUCAGGUUUGAUCUACAUGAUUGUCACACUUUAAAAACAAAUAUUUUAGUAAUUUUUCUUGGCAGGGGAAGAUUAAACAUCAUGGGUUUUCAUACCACUGAAGAUAUGAAAAAAUCAAUUAUUUACUGUGUACUUGUUUAAUUAUCAUGUGCCUUAUUAUCCAUUUACCAAUUAGAUUAGAAGCUUUUUUUCUGCAUUUUCUUCAGUAUAUGUAUUAUGGAUUCUUUUAAAAGGGACCUUUUGUCAUUGUAGGUUUUAGGUAAUUUUCUUUACACAUUUUGCAAUGUUGGAAAAUCUGCUACAUGCUUAAAUUUGAAUUACAAUUUAGUACACAGAUGGGAAUAACAAAUUUUCUUCCUCAUCAGGCAGACUGUUGAUCCAUGUUGUUUCCAUCCCAGUCAAGGGCUGCAGAUGUGCUACAGCAAAACUUCUGCAGGAGGCAUAAUUGAAUAAGUUUUACCAGUUCAAAAUGCCUGAAGUUUUUUUUUUGCUUUCCUUUCCCUUGAUCUACAAGAUGCAAAUGGCUUCAUUAUCUUAUCUGUGUGCUAAAGUUUUUUUAUGAUAUCUUUGAAUAUUUCAUUUAUUUCAAACUGUAGCUGUUAAGUUUAAGAAUGUUAAAUGUUGGCUUUUGUUUUGAGGGAAUUUUUGGCUUUUGAAUGUUUCAGUGUAGGUACUUUAAGUCCUCUCUGAACAUGUGUUUUUUUUUUAAUGUGAUUUUGUUAGACUCUAGCUAAAUAUCCAGCAAUUUACAUUAGGCUUUUGUUUUAUUGAAUGAUCGCUGGACUAACUGCAAGUCUAGAAAACAUCUUUAACUCUUCCAUUCUGAAAGAAUACUUCAGAGCUACACAGACAUUGCAAAGCUGCAACUAAACCAUGGUUAGAACUAUUGAUUUAUUAAAUACAAGACUUUUUAGUCCCAUUCAAGUGGAAUUCUAAAGGAGUACACACUUGACAGAAAAGAAAAUAGUGAAUGAUUCACUAAAAUAGGGAAUACAAGCUUUUAUUUCAGGGUUUCAGAGAGAAAAAAGGACCAAAGUUUAUGUGCCUUCAAUAGUCAGUUUAUUUUCUGUUCCCUCCCAUUUAACUUUUUAUUGUCUUUAAAGCUAAAAUAGAGAUGUGAAUGUAGUUUCAAAUAUAAAAGGAGGCAGAAUGAGAGAAAUAGAAUAAUUUGUUUUUCCUUUGCAAAGAGGUGUUUAGUUUGCACCAGGCUUGAAAGAGAGAACACUAAAGGUCACUAACUUGUACUAAAUCAGAUUUUUUUUCAGCACUGUCAUGCUGAGCAUUGAACCACUUCAUAAAAGAAGUGUCUUAAAAGAAUCUUUCAGAAUUGCACAGUAAUUUCCUCACCAACAAAUUUGGUGCCCUGAGCCAGAAUUCUACCAAAGUUGCAAUUCUGUUUUCACCAUUCCCUAUUUCAGUCUAAAGGGUGCUGCAUUAUGCCUUUGUUCUUAAAUACUGAACAAUAAUGUAGCAUUCAUAACAGUGAAAGACUGUUGUACUCUGUGCUGAAUUAAUUAACAUGGGCUCAUCCUCAGUGCGAGUUGCAUCAUUGUCUAAGUGCUGGUGAAAUUUCCAUUAAGAGAGUUAAAUAGACUGACACAGUGAGGUGUCACUUUUUUCCCCCAAAUUUAAAAACUUACCUUUGUAUGACACAGAAGAGAGAGAUUUACACAGUUGGUAUCCCAGAUUUGUGAUGUACUCUAGGUCAAUAUCAGACAUGUAAAUGCAUACAUUCAGUCAUGGGGGGUGUCGCCUACGUUCAGCACCCUGUAUAACUAGGUUUGAGACCUGCAGUUUUGUUUGUAGAAUGUCAUUGGAAUGCUUCUACCUGAGUAGUUAGACAAAGGUUGUAGCAUUUUCUGUGAAAUAUUUAAACUCUUUCAAGCUGCUUCCCUUAUGACAUUCAGUCAUCAGCAGGUAUAUAGGCUUUCCUCCCUGUUCCUUCAUGUACUUGAUCUGUUCUUAAAAUUCCUGCCUUUUUGAGUUUGUAAGAAUGUUCAGCAGACAAAGUGAAAAUGCUGUAAAUAUUUAAACAACUUUUUUUUAAAUGAGGUUUUUGGGAACAAGUAAAAGUACAAACUGGUUUUUAUAUGAAAACAUUGAUUGUCUUGUAUAUUUUGAUAAGCAACAGUACCAGGUUUCAUUUGUAAAGCAGUUUGUGUCAAAAGUGGAAGAAACAAAAUGGAUUCCAUUUCUGUUGAGAUUUGUUUUUAAUGCACAGAUAAUGAAAUAUUAAAAAUAAUAUUUUCUAA
Messenger RNA from Mobula hypostoma (lesser devil ray), 4425 nucleotides. It is a transcript of the gene ptbp3, whose product is annotated as polypyrimidine tract binding protein 3. The record is from RefSeq and is a predicted model, not a curated record. The coding region runs from base 267 to 1847 and encodes 526 amino acids. Gene Ontology annotation, biological process: mRNA processing; regulation of RNA splicing. Gene Ontology annotation, cellular component: nucleus. The transcript is spliced from 14 exons. Gene Ontology annotation, molecular function: mRNA binding. NCBI's taxonomy places the organism in Eukaryota, Metazoa, Chordata, Chondrichthyes, Myliobatiformes, Myliobatidae.